GCCAUAGGGUAGCUGUCAACUGUCAAAUGACAGAAAAAAGUGACAUUUGUUAUAAUUCGCAAAAACAGCUGUUCAAUCUACGAGCCGGCUAAAAUUAAUUUUCUAAUAGCUAAUUUCUAUUUUAAUUUCUAUCAUUUUGUAAUAUAAAAUGGAUGAAAUAGAAUACAAAUUGAACGCAAAUAAUAGCGUAUUAGUCGUAAAUGCAAUCGAUAAACUAAUAAGUACAAUAAAAUCGAAUUUUAAGUUGGAAGAUCGUCAGAGAUUUGUGUUGGAGAAUGAAGAAUUGAAAUAUUUGAGGGAGAAAUGUUCUUCAAAGGAUGCCAUGGUGAGCCUGACGGCAUGUCAGGGUCUCCUGGCUCUGGUGGAACUCGGGGUCCUCGAAAUAGCGCAUACAAUGUCCACAGUGGUCACUCUAUUGCCAGCUGCACACAACUACUUAGCAAUAAUAUCGACGAUGGCUGGUCUCUUGAUCCUGGAUCUGAAGUCUAGACUGAUACCUGGGCAACCAUAUAAGUGCCAGUUCUCCCUCAAGUCUCCACAGCACCCAUUCAUAACGGUGUUAGAAAAGAACAAGGGUGCAGCGGAUGAUGUUUUGGCACAAAUGCACGCGCUGUGCACGCAUCCAGAUUACACGGUAUCGUCCAACAGUCUGGAACUCCUUCGGCCGGUGUUCCUCUGGUUGACUUGUAACCCUCAGCGCGACGGCGGCAUUAGACCGUGGCAGUUGAUGCUGAGUCUCCCACAGACCAGUGCUUUGUCUUCCUUGCUGCUUGCAUGUCUCAGUUGUCAGCAGAUAUGCAACCCUAGUCUAAUAGAGCGCGCGUUCAGUGCGUAUUCGGCGGUGACAGACGCAGCGGUGUACCAGCAGAACAGAGAGAUGGUGAUGGCCUUGCUGCCGAUGCUAGCCAGGGUAUCCAACGAGUUGGUCAGGCAUGGCCGUGACCCCCGUCCCUGCUACGUGUUGAUGGAGAGGUGUUUCGCGCUGGACGCGGCGGAGCUGCGCGCUGCCUCGGGUUUAGUGCUGAUGACUCUCGCGGACAACUUGCUGCACACAUCCGCGCUGCAUCUGCACGAAUUGUUCAACUUGUGUCUAAAUAUAAUUAGCAGAUAUGAAUGUCCAGCAAUAUCGCUGGACGUUUUCGUUGCGCUCACCCUCCAAUGGCUGAAUCUACCCUCACACCUCACAUCAUCAGCUCUAAAGGUGGCGGCCAAAAUCCUCGACACAUACCAGGAGAAAACCUCAGAAGAUACUAGACUCCACACCCCGAAUAUGAAAGCCAACAAGACUUUUCAAGCACUCCUGUAUACAGAUAGUAGACUCUCAAUAAUUUUCAAACUAAACGAAAUCUGGGAGCGAAUGAGAGACGAUCCAGAGAAGCUUAAAUCCUGGUUGAAUGAUUUAGAGAAAGUAGACGAUGGAUUGAAGAAAGAAUUGCUUCCGUUCUUAUUUGGUAUUAUAAUGGGGAAGAGAAACGACCAGUGGUACGAAGAGAUUGCGAUUAAAGCCCUGGCUGUUGUGACUGGAAUGAUUAAUACUAUGAAGGAUGUCUCGGUGCAGCUGCUGCCGAUUCUCGUGUACAAAAUAGCACAUGACAAGUCCCCGAAGAUGAAGUUAGAGUGUUUGAAGGCGUUGCCUUUGAUGGCGAAGACUAAGGAAAAUGUGCCAACCGUGGUGUCGAUAUUGAACAAGCUAAAGGCGAACAAAGGAGUGCCUACGUCGUUUUUGAUAAUGCUCUAUGCAAGUCUGGCUGAUAAUCAGGUGCGUUGUUUCCCGUACCUGCGGGAAAUGUUAGUCGACACGACUCUCGGUCGACCCGACGAUUUGAAGUGGGAAAUCGACAUAGCCAGGGCCACAGCUGUGCCUUCCCCGCAAGGGCUGGAGCUGAAAUGGCGUGAUCUCAUCAACGCGCUGAACCGGUGCGGCGACAAACCGGAGCGGCGCGGCGACGCGCGUGUCACUCGCGGCGCUGGCGGCGCUGUGGCAACGCGGCCGUCGCCCCGCCCGGCGCCUGGCGCGCUCGAGCCCAAGCUCGGCCGCGACAGCCGACCCAUCGUGCAGAUACAAUACAGUGAAAGUAUAACGCGCGUGUCACGCGCGGCGCUGUGGCGCAGCGCGGCCGAUCGCCCCGCCCGGCGCCUGGCGCGCGCUCGAGGCAAAGCUCGGCCGCGACCGCCGACCCAUCGUGCAGAUACAGUGAGUAUAACGCGCGUGUCACGCGCGGCGCGCUGUGGCGCGGCGCGGCCGUCGCCCACGCCCGGCGCCUGGCGCGCGCUCGAGCCCAAGCUCGGCCGCGACAGCCGACCCAUCGUGCAGAUACGAGUGAAGUAUAACGCGCGUGUCACUCGCGGCGCUGGCGGCGCUGGCGCGGCAUCGCCCCGCCCGGCGCCUGCGCGCGCUCGAGCCAAAGCUCGGCCGCGACAGCCGACCCAUCGUGCAGAUACAGUGAGUAUAACGCGCGUGUCACUCGCGGCGCUGGCGGCGCGGCGCGGCGCGUCACGUCGCCGCGCCGCAGCGCGCGCUCGGAGUAAAGCUCGGCCGCGACAGCCGACCCAUCGUGCAGAUACAGUGAGUAUAACGCGCGUGUCACGCGCGGCGCUGUGGCGCGGCGCGGCCGUCGCCCCGCCCGGCGCCUGGCGCGCGCUCGAGCCCAAGCUCGGCCGCGACAGCCGACCCAUCGUGCAGAUACAAUACAGUGAGUAUAACGCGCGUGUCACGCGCGGCGCUGUGGCGCGGCGCGGCCGUCGCCCCGCCCGGCGCCUGGCGCGCGCUCUCGAGCCCAAGCUCGGCCGCGACAGCCGACCCAUCGUGCAGAUACGAUACAGUGAGUAUAACGCGCGUGUCACGCGCGGCGCUGGCGGCGCGGCGCGGCGCAUCCGCCCCGCGCCCGGCGCCUGCGCGCGCUCGAGCCGGCUCGGCCGCGACAGCCGACCCAUCGAUGCAGAUACGAGUAGGUAUAACGCGCGUGUCACGCGGCGGCGCUGUGGCGCGGCGCGGCCGUCGCCCACGCCCGGCGCCUGGCGCGCGCUCGAGGCAAGCUCGGCCGCGACAGCCGACCCAUCGUGCAGAUACAGUGAGUAUAAACGCGUGUCACUCGCGGCGCUGGCGGCGCUGCGCGGCGCGGGGCCGCGACAGCCGACCCAUCGUGCAGAUACAGUGAGUAUAACGCGCGUGUCACGCGCGGCGCUGUGGCGCGGCGCGGCCGUCGCCCCGCCCGGCGCCUGGCGCGCGCUCGAGCCCAAGCUCGGCCGCGACAGCCGACCCAUCGUGCAGAUACAUAUAACGCGCGUGUCACUCGCGGCGCUGGCGGCGCUGUGGCGCGGCGCGGCCGUCGCCCGCCCGGCGCCUGGCGCGCGCUCGAGCCAAGCUCGGCCGCGACAGCCGACCCAUCGUGCAGAUACAGUGAGUAUAACGCGCGUGUCACUCGCGGCGCUGGCGGCGCUGUGGCGCGGCGCGGCCGUCGCCCCGCCCGGCGCCUGGCGCGCGCUCGAGCCCAAGCUCGGCCGCGACAGCCGACCCAUCGUGCAGAUACAGCUAUGCAAGCUGCUUGGCGAGGUGCCGUCUCUACGCGUCUCGACGCCUGAGUACGACCGCCUUGUGACGGACGCCUGCCGCCGUCUGUGGGCGUACAUCGCCGAUUCCAACCACCCCGAAGUCAUCGAGGCGGCUUGCGACGCACUCGCCGGAUUCAGAGUUGAUGAUUAUAAACUUAAGGAUAUACCAGAGAUAUACAGGAGGACAGUCAAGCUGCCGCCCUCGCACUGCAAGACACCCGCCGAUGCUGCCAGGAAGCCCGAAGAUGUUCUGGAUUAUGUGCCGUGCGAAGUCUGGCCAGAAGUGUUCAAAUACACAAACCAGGCAGCCCUUCAGGGGGUCAUUCGACUCACCUCUCGUCUCAUAGAGCGCGAGAUCAAGGGGUACCGCAGCGGAGUGUACCAGCUCGAUGUGAGGCAGGAACCUCUGAACCUGGGCAGUCUUCCGCCCUCGAGCGUGGUGCGUGGGCUGCUGGAGUGCUUCAGGAAGCAGGCAACAUCCCCUACCUACGACUACACGGACACAAUACUCCUGGCGAUCUUACAAACUCUCUCGUCAGAGUACCCCCGACCAAUCCCUCCCGUGGACCUGUGCUUCCUGCCCGAGAUCUUCCACCGUGGUCCACAAUGGAAAGCGGAGUGCGUGAAGUUCGCCGCCAGGCAGGCCUCGGUCUCGCCAUCAGCUCGGAGGAUAUUGGAGAACUAUCUUCAAGGUGUUGCUAGUGAUACCGCUGAGGAAGAAGACGUGGUCCUAGUAUUCGACUUCCUCCCAAUACUGUGUCGCAGCAUGCCUCCUAACUCCUUGAGGGAGCCGAUUGAGAGGCGUCUGGGCGAAUCCUUCACUGCUCUCUCAAAGGUGAAGGGUGCCAAAGACCCUCAGGAGUUCCUGUUCGUCAGGCAGCUGGACAUGAUCAGGAAGUGCCUGGAGUGCGAUAAGAUCCACGUGGCUAACAGGACUCUGCUGUCACAGAUCGUGGAGAAUUACUUCUCUGUCAUCAGUGAUGAUAAUCUGGCAUGGCCCAUGUACGUGCAGACGUGUCGCUGCCUGUCGACGAAGUAUCUGGAGCGCAUGACGUCGCCGUCGGGCUGGUGGGAGGUGUCGGGCGAGCUGCUGCGCAAGUCCACGGCACUGCGCAGCGCCGUCGCCGCCGAGGCGCUCGUGUGGCUGCACGAGACCAUCGACGCACACGCCACGCAUCUCGCGGAGCAGGAGUUUUCCCUGCAGUGCAUGGUGCCGGCGCUGCAGGCCGCCGAGCCGGACGGCGUCGCCACCAGGGAGUGGUUCCUGCAGCUCAUGGCACGCACGCAGGUCGCCUUCAAAGAGACUGAAGACGAGUCCUCGAAGCUGUACCUUUGCGACGUGUUCACCCUGAGUGUGAUAGUGUUUAGCGGAUACUGGAGCCUGCAGCCCGAGGACUCGGCGGGCAGGAGUGAGAGACAGGCGCUGCUGCCCGCCGCCGUCGCCGCGCUGCUCGCAAGAGACGGCUGGAGUGACUGCACGCUGCAGAUGCUGGAGUGGUUGUGGCACACGCGGGACUCAGUCCGCGACGUGUCGGCGCAGCUGUGGUGCCAGCGCGCCCUCCUCGCCGCGAGACACACGCAUCACUUCGCACAGCAUCGGAUAUGGACCAAGCUAGAAAGUCAUUUCGGCCGCGACAUUGUCGACGAUUAAAGUUUCCAGAGUAUUAUAUUUGCAUCAAUAUUUAUUCUAAAAUAAUAUUCUUAUGCCACCUAAAAGGUAUAUUACGAAUGGCGGAUUUAUUAUUUGUAAAAAAACAAUUUAUCGAAUUUUGUAAUUUUGACUUUACAGAUUUAAAUAUAUCCAAUAUGUCAUUAAAAAUACAAAAUAAUGUGUAUAUCUACACGAAAUAUUUAAAUGGUGAAUAAAAGAAUAAAAAUGCACGUAAAGCCAAAGACCUAAUAAUCAAUGCAAAAAGAGCUUCCACAUUAAUUGUAAUCAAAAGUUAUUAAAAAACAAAACAUU
Molecule: messenger RNA, 5515 nt
Organism: Manduca sexta (tobacco hornworm)
Lineage: Eukaryota; Metazoa; Arthropoda; Insecta; Lepidoptera; Sphingidae
Exons: 23
Coding region: 149-5203 (1684 amino acids)
Biological process (GO): regulation of post-transcriptional gene silencing
Source: RefSeq, a predicted model, not a curated record